Messenger RNA from Artibeus jamaicensis (Jamaican fruit-eating bat), 2851 nucleotides. RefSeq names its product adhesion G protein-coupled receptor E2-like. NCBI's taxonomy places the organism in Eukaryota, Metazoa, Chordata, Mammalia, Chiroptera, Phyllostomidae. The record is from RefSeq and is a predicted model, not a curated record. Gene Ontology annotation, biological process: adenylate cyclase-activating G protein-coupled receptor signaling pathway; cell surface receptor signaling pathway. Gene Ontology annotation, molecular function: G protein-coupled receptor activity; calcium ion binding. The transcript has 17 exons. Gene Ontology annotation, cellular component: membrane.
GCACACAUUAUUUGCUUCAACUGGAAACAUUCAUUCACAGCUCAAGAUAAAAUUCCUUCACUGCUCAGGCUUCAUAUUUCUGCACAAUGAGGAGCAGAUAUUGUGCAUUUUAUCCAAGGCUCUGGGUCCUGCUAAUAUCAUGGGGAGCUAUUGCCCAGAGGUCUGGAACUCUCUGUGUUCGAUGCCCAUGCAACGCCCAUUGUCUCAAUGCCACUUCCUGCCAGUGUGAUCCUGGAUUCACUUCUCUGUCUGGGAAGACCAUCUUUAGCUCUCUCUUGGAAGUCUGUACAGAUAUCAGCGAGUGUGGUCCACCAUUAUACAUGUCUUGUGGAAGCUUUGCAGAUUGUCAUAAUUUGGAGGGAAGUUAUUAUUGUGAGUGCCUUUCUGGGUACAAGCUCAUUUCAGGGGGCACCAAAUUCUAAACUGAGACAAACACUUGUCAAGAUGUGGAUGAGUGCAGCUCAGGACAACACCAAUGCCACAACUCCACUCGCUGCAUCAAUGUGAGGGGCAGCUACAGAUGCUACUGUCAUCAUGACUGGGUAGCUGGGUCCAGCCCUCUGAAUGGCCUAAACACCACUGUCUGUGAAGAAUCCCCCUUUUCCUCUUGGACACCACCUUCUGGAGUCAAGAGUCAGAGCCUCACCCGCUUCUUUGACAAAAUCGAGCAGUUAUCUCAAGACUUCAAGCCAGCCUGGGCUGAGAACACCAUCCAGAACCUUGUGCAGGAGGUGGGUGAGCUGCUAGAGACCCCUGGGGACCUAGAGACCCUGCCCCACUCAGAGCAGCGCUGUGUAGCCACUAACCUGCUCAGUGGCCUGGAGGAUGUUCUGAGAGGGCUGAGCAAGGAUCUAUCCAAUUGGCCAUUGACUAUGCAUGCUCCUGCAGGCACAGAACUGUCUCUGGUGGUGCAGGAGGAGCAAGGAGUGGGAGCCAUCACCUUGAGACAGAGCCAGGCAAUGAUGAAGUUUGACCGGGAUGUGGUGCAGAAAUCCAAUGACUUGGGUGCUUCGGUGGCGGGCCUUAUCUGUACUCCAGGGAUGGGCAAGCUGCUGGUUGAGGCCUCUCUGGUCCUAGAGACACACAAAGGCUUGCUGCAGGGCGUCUCCCCAGUCCUGGUUUCUGAUGUCAACUCCGCCUUUCUGAACAACAAAGACACCCAGGACCUCAGCUCCCCAGUCACUUUCAUCUUCUCCCACCACCCGAUGAUCCCUGGACCCAAGGAGGAGGUGCUAUGUGUCUUCUGAGAUCGUGGUCAGGAUGGAUGUGGUCACUGGGCCACCAAAGGCUGCAGGAUGGUGGACACCAGAAACACCAGCACCACCUGCCUGUGCACCCACCUCAGCAGUUUUGCUGUCCUCAUGGCCCAGUACAACAUGCAGGAGGAGGAUCCUGCCCUGGCUGUGAUCACCUAUGUGGGGUUGAGCCUCUCUCUGCUAUGCCUUCUCCUGGUGGCCCUCACCUUCCUGCUGUGCAAAACCAUCCAGAACACCAGCACCUCCCUCCACCUGCAGCUCUGCAUCUGCCUCUUCCUGGCCCACCUGCUCUUCCUCACAGCCAUUGACAGAACAGAGAUUAAGGUACUAUGCACCAUCAUCGCUGGUGCCUUACACUACCUCUACCUGGCCUCCUUCACCUGGAUGCUGCUGGAGGGUCUGCACCUCUUUCUCACUGCACACAAUCUGAUGGUGGUCAACUACUCCAGUGUGAGUAGGUUCAUGAAGUUCAUGCUCCCUGUGGGCUAUGGAAUCCCGGCUGUCAUUGUGGCCAUUUCUGCAGCAACCAGGCCUCACCUUUAUGGAACAGCUGCACAAUGCUGGCUCCAUGCACAACAGGGAUUUGCAUGGACUUUCCUUGGCCCUGUCUGCCUCAUCAUCUCUAUUAACUUGGCUUUCUUUCUGAUGACCAUCUGGAUUCUGAAAAGCAAGAUUUCCUCACUCAACAGUGAUGUGUCCACCCUCCAGAACACGAGGAUGCUGACAUUUAAAGCAAUGGCCCAGCUCUUCAUCCUGGGCUGCACGUGGUGCCUAGGAAUCCUGCAGGUGGACCCAGCUGCCCAUGCCAUGGCCUAUCUCUUCACCAUCAUCAACAGCCUACAGGGUGUUUUCAUCUUCCUGGUACACUGUCUCCUCAGCCAGCAGGUCUGGGAGCAAUACAGGCAAUGGUUGAGACGGGUCAGGAAAACCAAAGUGGACUCUGAGAAGUACACCCUCUCCAGCAGGACUAUGUCAGAUGUCCCUAAACACAGUUUGGUAAGAUUACUCAUCACUCUCAGAGCAUUUCACUAACUGGUCUCAUUGAGUUCUCAUGUCCAUCACACUAGACAACUCAGGUAUAUAGCAGGGGAUUUCCUAAAGUAACCCACACUGGGUUUGCUCCUAGACUCACUCAAAGACAUUUUCCUGUUAUGAAUGCAACUCUUUCUCAACUCUCACUCACUGUGUUUCUUUGCUCAUCUUAACUCUUCCAAAUGACUAUCUUCUCAUUUCCCAUGUGCAUAGAGCACACACUUUGUGUUACAUGGUGUACGUUGUUUUUAAUCUUAGUGAGAAGACACAAGAAACUUCAUCAUAGGCAAAAAGAGAAUCUACCGUCAAUGAGCAGGAACUAGUAAUGUGAGGCUGUGAUGCUCAAAGGGCACAGUCUUUGUCCCACCCUUUGUCCCAAGUCAUUCCAUGCUCCUUCUUUAUAUAUAGAACAACAAAUACAUGGUACAUGUCAUCAUAAAAGUUAAUAAAAUAAGUGUUAAGUUGGAUUUUACUUUCUUUAAAAGUCUACAAUAAUUCCUGAUACUAUGAGCACAUACAUACCUGGGAAAAUCAGGUAGGAUAAUUACAGAGGGCAGAGGAGA